Seriola dumerili (greater amberjack) is the source of this 4334-nucleotide messenger RNA. RefSeq names its product contactin-associated protein-like 2 (gene cntnap2b). The transcript has 25 exons. Lineage: Eukaryota; Metazoa; Chordata; Actinopteri; Carangiformes; Carangidae. The record is from RefSeq and is a predicted model, not a curated record. Bases 1 to 3951 code for a protein of 1316 amino acids.
AUGUCUUAUGUGACUGCGCUGUUGUUGCUGCCAGUCCUGUGUGGCAGCAUCAGCACCUCCAGCGCUGCAGCCUCAGCAUCCCGGAAGUGUGAGGACAGUCUGGCCACUCCUCUUCCCUUCAGCUCCUUCACCAGCUCAUCAGUGUUCACCAGGGGACAUGGAGCCGGUUACGCCAAACUCAACCGAAAACAAGGUGAUGGAGGCUGGUCGCCCCUGGACACGGACCGUUACCAGUGGUUACAGAUGGACCUGGGUGCUAGGAAGCAGGUGGUUGCCAUAGCGACUCAGGGUCGCUACAGUAGCUCCGACUGGACCAGGAAGUAUCGGCUGCUUUACAGUGACACGCCGAAAAACUGGAGGCCUUAUCUACAGGAUGGAAACAUCUGGACGUUCGAGGGGAACGUGAACAGUGAGGGCGUGGUCCGCCACGAGCUGCAGCACGCCAUCCUGGCUCGCUACAUCCGCUUCAUCCCGCUGGACUGGAGCAGGGAGGGACGCAUCGGAGUCCGUCUGGAGCUCUACGGCUGCUCGUACUGGGCAGACGUGAUCAGCUUUGACGGCCAAGGCAUCAUCUCCUACCGCUUCCGGAGUAAGAAGAUGAAGAUUGUGAAGGACAUCAUCUCUCUGAAGUUUAGGACCACAGCUAGAGACGGGGUCCUGCUCCAUGGAGAGGGACAACAGGGGGACUACAUUUCCCUGGAGCUCCGCAGGGCGAGACUGCAGCUCAGCAUCAACUUAGGCAGUAACCAGUAUGGCUCCAUCCAGGGUCACACCUCUGUGACCAGUGGGAGCUUACUGGACGACGACCACUGGCACUCGGUCGUCAUAGAGCGUUACCGCAGGAACGUCAACUUCACCCUGGACCACCACACUCAGCAGUUUAGGACCAAUGGAGAGUUUGACCACCUGGACCUGGACUAUGAGAUCAGUUUCGGAGGUGUGGCCGUGUCAGCGAAGCCGAGCUCAGGAGGCAGAGAGAACUUUGUGGGCUGCAUGGAGGGAAUCACCUACAACGGAGACAACAUCACUAACCUGGUCCGCAGGAAGAAGGUGGACACGUCCAGCUUUCGUAACCUGACAUUCUCCUGCAGCGAGUCCAACUCCUUCCCCGUCUUCUUCAACUCCACAUCCUUCCUGCGGCUGCCGGGUCAGAGUGACAGCGACACUCUGUCAGUCAGCCUGUCUUUCAGGACAUGGAACCCCAAUGGGCUGCUGAUGUUCACAGCGCUGGCCGACGGCUGGGUGGAGGUGGGACUGUUGGAAGGGAAGGUCAACAUCUACGUGAAUGUGACACAGCAGAAGAGCAUACGUUACAUUGAUAUCUCAUCAGGCUCGGGUCUGAAUGACGGCCAGUGGCACAGUGUCCAUCUGAAUGCACUGGAGUUCUAUGCAAUGCUGACAGUGGAUGGAGAUGAAGCAUCUACAGUCAGAACAGUCAUGCCCCUCCACAUCCAGACUGGAGGAACCUACUACUUCGGAGGUUACUUCAUGCACACUAACACCCGAUCAGCUCAGCGCCCCUUCCAGGGCUGCAUGCAGAUGAUCCACAUAGACGACCAUCUAGCUGACCUCAGGGCUGUAGAGCAGGGUCUCAUUGGGACCUUUGAAAAUGUCAGCCUGGACAUGUGCGCCAUCAUAGACAGGUGUGUUCCCAACCACUGUGAGCACGGCGGUCGCUGCUCUCAGACCUGGGACACAUUCAGCUGCAACUGUAAUGGCACUGGAUACACCGGAGCUACCUGCCAUACCUCAAUGUACCAGCAGUCCUGUGAGGAGUACAAGCACCAGGGGAAGAGCUCGGGGAGCUACUGGAUCGACCCAGACGGCAGUGGAUCUAUUGCCCCCUUCAGAGUCACCUGUGACAUGACAGAGGAGAAGGUGUGGACCACACUGAAGAACAACCUGUCUCCUCAGACCUCAGUCACCAGAGCAGACCAGGAGGGGAAGGCAGCGCUGCAGAUCACUUACAACGUGACCGAUGAACAGGUGCUGUCCAUCACUGGCAAUGCAGAGUACUGUGAACAGUACGUAGCCUACGCCUGCCGCAUGUCUCGUCUGCUCAACACUCCAGAUGGCGUCCCGUUCACCUGGUGGGUAGGACGAGCCAAUGAGAGGCAUUCCUACUGGGGGGGUUCAGGACCGGGGAUACAGAAGUGUUCCUGUGGCAUCGAACACAACUGCACUGACCCCAAAUACUACUGCAACUGCGACGCUGACCAGAGGACCUGGAGGGAAGAUGCAGGCCUGUUGGUGUAUAAAGACCAUUUGCCAGUCAGUCAGGUGGUGGUUGGUGAUACAGGCAGAGCUGGAUCUGAGGCCAAGCUGACCGUAGGACCACUCAAAUGCCAGGGGGACCGGAACUACUGGAACGCAGCCUCCUUCUCCAGCCCCGCCUCCUCCCUCCACUUCCCCUCCUUCAGAGGUGAAACCAGCACCGACAUCUCCUUCUACUUUAAGACCUCCUCCACUCAUGGAGUGUUUCUGGAGAACCUGGGAACCACUGACUUCCUCCGCAUUGAACUCAGAGGAGGCUCGGUGGUCGUCUUCUCCUUCGACGUGGGCAGUGAGCGGAUGGAGCUCAGUGUCCGCUCACCGGCGCCUCUCAACGAUGACCAGUGGCAUCGCGUGGAGGCUGAGAAGAACAUCAAGGAGGCGGUGCUGCAGCUUAAUGGACAGUACAGAGAGGUCAGACCCACCCCCCCACAGGGACACACAAAACUGGAGUUCUACAGUGAGCUAUACAUUGGUGCCUCGAGUGGUCAGAGGGGUUUCCUGGGCUGCAUGCGGGCUCUGAUGAUAAAUGGUGUGACCUUUGACCUGGAGGAGAGGGCAAGGGUGACUCCAGGUGUGAGUCCGGGUUGCCAGGGCCACUGCAGCAGCUACGGGAUGCACUGCAGGAACGGAGGGAAGUGUGUGGAGCAGUACAACGGAUACUCCUGCGACUGCUCCCUCACCGCGUACGACGGAGCCUUCUGCACCGAUGAUGUUGGCGGCUACUUUGAGACAGGAACCUUGGUGCGUUACGACUUCCCGUUCGAGGCGGGGCCUUUUGUGUCGCGGGAAGUAAAGAGCCUAUCAGGUGUCAGUGUUCCUAGUGAGGCCAACCUGACUCAGGAGGAGCUGGUGUUCAGCUUCAGCACCUCCAGCACCCCCAGCAUCCUGGUCUACGUCAGUUCCAGGACUCAGGAUUACCUCGCUGUGGUGCUCAGGCAUAACGGCACCCUCCAGAUCCGCUACAGUCUCGGGGGGCUGACAGAACCUUACACCAUAGACGUCGACCACCGUAACUUAGCCAACGGACAGCCGCACUCUGUCAACAUAACAAGGAACCUAAGAGAGAUACGACUACAGCUCGACCACUACCCGGUCUCCACGUACACCCUGCCUGAGGCCUCCGACACCCAGUUCAACUUGAUCAAAAGCAUCUUUCUCGGAAAGGUCUUUGAGACCGGACAGAUCGACCCCAUCCUGAUCGAGCGCUACAACACUCCAGGCUUUGUGGGCUGUCUGUCAAGAGUUCAGUUUAACAGCGUAUCUCCACUGAAAGCUGCAUUGCGCUCGGGUCUGGCAGCGCCCGUCACCACCCACGGCAUUCUAGUCCCAUCCAACUGUGGAGCCUCACCCCUGACCAUCUCCCCCAUGGCCUCAGCCAGUGACCCCUGGCACAUGGAGUUUGCUGGAGCUGUUUUCCCCUUCAAUGAGGACAAAGCCAGUGGUGAUGGAGUGGAUCGCAACUCUGCUAUAAUUGGAGGCAUCAUCUCCAUGGUGAUCUUCACUGUCCUCUGCAUCAUGGUGUUCGUGAUCCGCCACAUGUUCCGUCAUAAAGGCUCCUACCACACUAACGAGGCCAAGGGGGCGGAGUCAGCAGACUGCGCCGACGCUGCGAUCAUCGUCAACGACCCCGCCUUCACCGAGACCAUCGACGAGAGCAAGAAGGAGUGGUUCAUCUGAGGCCGCCGCUGCGACACGGACAGCUGACGUUAGGAUGUAUGUUAGUUUUCUCAGCAUAGGGCGUAUUAGUGAGGUGACACCCCCCCCCCCCUCCUCCCCGGGGGAAUCUGGAGAAUGUGCCGAGCGGUUUAUUUAAAAACUUUAUGGACAGCGGACACCAUGGCAUCGCAGCGUGGGUUUUAAAGCACAGGGCGCAGCACUGCCUGGCAGAGCCCAUGUGGAGGUGUGGAGCGGUUUGUUUUAACUUUAUUUACAACGGACAGGGUGACAGGCUUCAGGUGGUGUAGAGGACAGUGCCAUGAUGAGUGAGUUUGUUCAUCAGGUUUUACUUUUUUUUUUACCAUACAUAUGUAUACAUUUUUUUUUAUCUGAGUUCAGUUUAA